ACGGCGGGCAGCGGCGGCGGCAUGGCGAGCUGCCGGCGGCUGAGCGGCGCGGGGCUGCGGGAGGUGCUAGGCCCGGCGCAGGGGCUGCUCUUCGACUGCGACGGUGUCCUGUGGGCGGGCGAGCGCGCCGUCCCCGGUGCCCCCGAGCUGCUGGAGCGGCUGCGGCGCAGCGGCAAGACUGCCUUCUUCGUCAGCAACAACAGCCGCCGCUCCGUGGCCGAGCUGGAGCGACGCUUCAGCCGCCUCGGCUUCCGCGGCGUCCGCGCCGAGCACGUCUUCAGCUCCGCGCUGUGCUCCGCGCUCUUCCUCCGCCAGCGCCUGCUCGGCGGCGGCGGCGGCGGCGGCGGCGCGGGAGGGAACGGGAGCGGGGGCGGCCGCGUCUUCGUGCUGGGCGGCGAGGGGCUGCGCGGCGAGGUGCGCGACGCCGGGUUGCGCCUGGCGGGCGAGGGCGAGCCGCUGCCCGGCGCCGCCGAGCCCGUGCGGGCCGUCCUGGUGGGCUACGACGACCAGUUCACCUUCGCCAAGCUGGCGCAGGCCUGCGGCUACCUGCGCGACCCGCAGUGUCUCCUGGUGGCCACCGACCCUGACCCCUGGCACCCGCUCAGCGAUGGCCAGCGCACCCCCGGAACCGGCAGCCUCACAGCAGCAGUGGAGACGGCUUCGGGCCGCAAGGCGCUGGUGGUGGGCAAACCCAACACCUACAUGUUCGACUGCAUCGUGGAGCGCUUCGGCGUUGACCCGUCCCGCACCCUGAUGGUGGGAGACCGUCUGGAGACGGAUAUCCUCUUCGGCAAGAACUGCGGGCUCUCCACCAUCCUCACCUUGACGGGUGUCUCCCGUCUGGAAGAGGCGCAGGCCUACAUGGCCAGCGACAGUGCCGCUGCCAAGGAUCUGGUGCCCAAUUACUAUGUGGACAGCAUUGCAGACUUGAUACCGGGGCUGGAUGAGUAGUGGUCUGUACACGUUAGGGCAGAGGGGUCAGGUUUCCCCAUCCCAGAUCUCCAUCUGUUCCCGUUUCUCUCUCGCUGCCCUGUUCCCUCAGUUCCCGCUUUCUUCAUGUUCCAACACCCUUCUUUGGGGGCAAAAUGGAGAGGGGGGUUGUUGGUAGGAGAGAGCAGGGUUCAGGUUGUCUCCUUUCAGCUGAGAGCUAACCAUGGUGGACAGAGUCCUUCCCACCUUCAUACGCCAGCGUCUCUGGGAGAGAGCUGGAGGCCUUGAGGCUGGCGGAGGGGGAGUCAAAUCAGUGUGUCCAUGUGGCCUCUCCUCCUGCAGAGGUUAAGGGACUGGCUGUUUUAUUAUCACUUUUCUCUUAGAUAACCAGUGGCGGCCUUUUACUGCUGUCCCUUCACUUCCAUAACUCUGAGCUGCAUCCCUGCAGUCCUUGUUGGUAACCCCUUCCUUGCCAGAGGACCAGUUGGCAUUGUCACCCGCCUGGUCCCCAUGAGUGCCAGGGCACGUGGAAGGAGCCUGCUGGGGUGAUGAACAACAGAGUCUGUGCCUCCCAAGAGUGAAAGGGAGGCUCAUCUCUUCCUCCUUUCCUUAGAGAAGUUCCCCUACCACCACCCUCUGUCCUAACUCAAUAACUCUGCCAGUGUCCGUCUGAGUGACUAUGGAAAGGGAAGAGACUGGUUUGAGGAUCGGGGGGUUUCUUUUGUGCCAAAUAGAUGAGCUGUGGCUGUGCACAGGAAGUCUGCGGUUGUACCUUGUUUUCAAGCACCCUUUCUGAAAGGGCUUGCUAAGGAGAGAGGGCUCCUGGACCACAACAGCGCAGCAGUAGUGCACUGUAUGACUCUUCCUCAGCUCCCCUUCCUCCCUGGUUGGAUUUUGCCAUAGUACAGUGAGAGAAAAGGGCUGAUGGGGGUCUGUGCUUCAGCUGCUGGUGUGCAGGUGAGAUGGUGGUAGUGUUGUCACCGCUGUGAAUGUGUCACAGCCCUCAAAAAUCAUUCCUUGCUGCUUUGUCUAUGUUUUGGGAUUGUUUUUCUAAUUUCUUGAUCUUAUUUAUGAAAUUUAUUUAUUGUUCAGAUACUGUAUGAUUUGUAUAAACUAUGCUGACUGGUUGCACCAAGGAGACGGGAGGGCAGUGCCUUUGGGCCUCCCGUGCUGUCCGUGUCCCAUGUUGAUGUUCUUACACUCACCGUGUCUCUGUAUAUAAUAAAGUGUGAGCGUAGGCUGGAA
This is a messenger RNA of Colius striatus (speckled mousebird), 2175 nucleotides long. It is a transcript of the gene PDXP, whose product is annotated as pyridoxal phosphatase. Gene Ontology annotation, cellular component: cytoplasm. The transcript is spliced from 2 exons. NCBI's taxonomy places the organism in Eukaryota, Metazoa, Chordata, Aves, Coliiformes, Coliidae. Gene Ontology annotation, molecular function: pyridoxal phosphatase activity. The record is from RefSeq and is a predicted model, not a curated record. Bases 22 to 951 code for a protein of 309 amino acids.